Molecule: messenger RNA, 327 nt
Organism: Parathielavia appendiculata
Lineage: Eukaryota; Fungi; Ascomycota; Sordariomycetes; Sordariales; Chaetomiaceae
Exons: 1
Coding region: 1-327 (108 amino acids)
Source: RefSeq, a predicted model, not a curated record
AUGUCCGCUUCAACGUCUUCAUCGCGCCCUUUCCUUGGGUCCUCAUCAUCAGCUUCGUCAACCACCUCUUCGUCAUCCGCUUCCUCGUACUCGACAUCCGACCCGGAUCUUCCGUCUUCGAAUACGACUGCUUCAGGGUCAUCUGCCCGGCACAGCAUGGAUUCAGCAAUCCGCCCCCCCGUCCAUGUUGCCGUGAUCCGCUGCUUGCGCUGCGCCCGAGCCGAGGAGAUGACCUCGACGGACGACCUAAGCAUGUCCGGCAUGGUUCAGAUUGGUACCAACAUCUACUACUGCAGCCGCUGCGCCAAGCUCGUCGGCUAUACAUGA